Molecule: messenger RNA, 271 nt
Organism: Dentiscutata heterogama
Lineage: Eukaryota; Fungi; Glomeromycota; Glomeromycetes; Diversisporales; Gigasporaceae
Source: the annotation of a GenBank genome assembly
AUGCCACGUACUCCUAGUCCUCGUUCUGAUUACUCACGUCGACAUAUUUCACGUUCAGAUUAUAGAGAAAGGGAUGUAUAUGCCCGCGAUCGAGACCCUCUUUCUGAGACCUACCGUGACUUAGAUCGACCUGUGGAAGAUCCUUAUUAUGAGCGUCGUAGAUCUCGUUCACCAAUUGGAAGAGAUAGAGAUAAAUAUGAUCAACGUCGUAGAACUCCUGAAAGAGUUGGGAGGUAUCGUUCUCGAUCACGUUCGCCCGGUAGCAGAAGAG